CAACUCUCUGCGACUUCCCAUUUGGUGACGAAAGAUCGAAGUGAUGGCGAAGAAGACCCUCUUGUUUAAAGGGAACAGUUUAUUCAUGAUGUCUUAACGGAACAUUAUGCGAUACUGUUUAUUUAUUUGGAUUAAUAAUGAAAUUUGGUUUCAAAACAUCUUCUUGUCCACAUGAAAACGGAGCGAUAUUUAUAUUUGCUUCUAAAAAUGACAACUGUCUUGUAUGCGACAGUGUGUGCGUUCGUUGCUUUUUCUGCACUCGGUAACUCCUCUAAUUUAACAAACAAAAGUGAACCACUUAAGUCCUUUGAGACCUACGGUUCGGACGGACGGUUUGCGAUCGUUUGCGAUGAGAAGGACAUUGUGUGCAAGAGAGACAACAUAAGUCUCGAAGCUGUCUAUGAAAUCCAUCGCCUCAUAGAUGACGAUCAAAAUGGCAAUGUUGACCAGUUAGAGAGCGAUGAGUUUAUGAGAGAUGAACUUCAGUACAAAGAUGGGUCAAAUGAGAGGCUGUCGAUUUUCCAUGGCAACGAUAAGUUAAUAAGUGUGGAGGAUUUGUGGCAUGCUUGGAAGAAGUCACAAGUUUACAACUGGACUAUAGAGGAGGUCACAGAGUGGCUAGCAAAACACGUAGAGCUUGGUCAAUAUGUGUCCACUUUCCAGCAGGCCAAGAUUGAUGGCACCAUGUUACCAAGCAUUGCCAUACAGAAUAACAAUUUCACAAAGAAUGUCCUAAAAAUAAAGAAUGCCAUUCACCGACAGAAGAUCUCCGUGAAGGCCAUGGACCUCAUCUUGUUUGGUCCCCCUAAAGAGAAACAUAAUUUUGUGAAGGACCUGAUUCUAAUGACCUCCCUUAUAACUGCCCUCCUGGGGUGUGGCAUUGCCUACACAUUCCACAAAUCCUCCAAAGUCCAGAUGAAGAAGGUCAUGGAGGAGAUGGAAAAUUUACAGAAGGCUGAAAACUCUUUGAACCAACUUCAGAAAAAACUGAAUACAGCAGAAGAGAAACAGAAGUCAGCUUAUCAGGAGAAAAAAACCCUGGAGAUGAGAUACCAGGACGAAAUCGAUAUGGCCAAGAGAGAGGCAGAAAAACUAAGAAAGGAAAGGGAGGCAGGAAAACAGGUGGAGAAUUCAGCUCUUACUCUGGCAGAAAGGGAGUUAGAACAGGUGAGAGCAGCUCUCAGGGGGGCAGAAAAGGAACUGGGGAAGAAGGUUCACUCUGUUCCACAAGAACUCCAAGAAUGGCUUCAACUGACGUAUGAAACGGAACAGAUGUACUUCAACAUCCACAAGAGAGAGGCUGAGAAACAGCUGGAGCAGGCCAGAGAGGAGUGCAGAAGAAUUCAGAAGAAAAGAGGGGCAUUAUUUGGACCUCUUAGGAUGGCUCCAACAAACUCCAUUGACCAGUUUGAUAAUAAGAUAGAGAGUGCCAGGCAGGCCCUGGAUGAAGUUAGAAAAUGUUUAACAGAGAAAUCCCAGAGGUGGCAUAAUAUAGAAAUGUUAUGUGGCUUUCCCAUCAUCAAUAACCCGGGGAAAGAGCAUCUUAUACAGAAAUUAUUUCUAGAUACUACCACAGGUGGAAAUAACUUUUCCUCAGCUCUAGGCAGCUUAGAUGUGGAUGCAGCAGAGCUGGAUGAAGACGCACAGUAUGGCUCACCUCGGUCCAAGUCAGCAGCCUUGUAUUAUUCGUCUACGAUGUCAAAUGGUUAUACGCGACCAUCCCUGUACACAGGGUACAACAUGCAGGUUCGACAACGACCUAAAGCCCUGGUGGGGAGCAGUUCCUCGCUGGCUCGGGUAGGAUUUUCUGGCAGCACUAACUCUCUGGGCAGACCAGGGCAUGUAAACAACAGGAUAGCAGAGAGUCCUGUAUCUCCACUAUCAGAGACGACCAGUGUCAUUUCUGAUUCCGACAGACCUCUCUUUAGCCUGGAUGAGAGUUCAUCAGAGUCGCCAUCAUCGUCUGAGAUGGACAGAUCUACAGACCUCACUCUCACACGUACAGAGGAUUCCGACUCGGACUCCAAAGGGACCAGACACAGCCACCCUCCCAUAAUGAACGGAGGAGGGGUCGUAAGUCGGCAGAGGUCAGACACCCACGAGAGGGACAGUGGGGGGAACUUCUCCCUACCCCCCAGCACAAAACUAAUCACCCAAAACUCCAGUCCCGUGCUAAUGCCCAAGUCCCAGUCAGAACUCAACAUAAAGAAACUAAUGUUGACAUCUAUUAGUGUAGACGGUGGCAAAGGCGAGGACAAGGAGAGACAAGAAAACAAGAAAAAACGAAAUCAGUUUCUCAAACUGUUCAAGAAGAAAAAGGCAUAGAAGGGCAAGCUGUGAUGUGAUAUGUUUAUCUAGGUCUACAAAUAAAUGGGUUUCUGUGAAAGGUCGGUGGUAAAAAAAUAUUAACACAUACAUAAAAUGUUGUGUCAUAUAUUUUCCCCAUGAUUGCAAGGAAUAGGGUCAAAUCGAAGGUCAUGUGAAAGAAGGGAGAUAAUCCUAACAGUGUUGUGCCACUUUAUUUCUUUUAACAUUAAAACAGAUUUCUAAAAUCUAUUUCACUGUGCUUUUCAUGUGCUUUUUUCAUACAGUUUUUGCAAUUGAUAAAGACAUUUAUGGAUUAAAUGGUUCUUAAGCAUUGAGGCCUUAUUUUUGUUCUUUUUUUCCCUGUAUUUCAUAUGGUUUAUAAUCCAUACUUUAUCAUGGUUGAACUUUGUUUUCAUUUCGUUAAGGCCAUUUAUAAUUUUAUUGUACAAACAAGAUUUCUUAGUUUUUGUAAAUCUAUGUAGGAAUUGUUUUAUUCCAGUUUCAGUUGUCAUUACUGAUGUUAAACAUUUGAUGUUCAUCUAUUAAGUAUCUUGAAGGAAGUCAUGACCAGUAAUAUAUUAGAGAAUAUGUAUAAAGUUCAGCAUGUAAUAACAAUAUUUAUGCAAAUUUAUUUUUUGAUUAAUUUUAUUGAUAAUUUGAUAUACUUCAUCUGAUUGGUACUACCAAGGUAAUGCUCAAUUUUUCAAACAUAUAUAUUAUUCAGCAGAAUUAUGUCAACAAAUGAUAAGGAAAUGAAAAAAUCACUAGAUAGGUACCUAAAAAAUUUUUUUCUCAAUUUAGAUAUAUUUAAUUUUUAGUGUUUGUGCAAAGUUUACUGUAUCUUAAACUUAGAUAUACUUAAAAAUGCAAUACAAGAUAUUUAUCUUCAAACAUAGAAAAAAAAAUAUGGAAGUACUAAUGGAAAACUCCUUUGUAUAGAAAAAAAAAUAUUUUUACUGCCACUGAUAUUAUUUUUCAACUGAUUCUGGUCAUAGUUGUGUAUUGAUAUGCCAAGCUGAAGGACACCUCCAGUUUUCAGCCCCUCUUUUUCAGUGGAGUCUUAUCCGUUCAUCAUUUACAGUAUAUUUUUAAAUGUCAGUGAAACUAAAUAUAGUUCAGCAUACCACUUCACAGAGAACUUCCAGGUGUGAGCUUUUAUUUAUUUUUCUUCUCUGACUUCAAGUCACAUGUGAUUGUAAGUCAAUUUGUCAUUGUAUAUGUCACAUACUGUAUUAGACUCACAAAUGCACAAGUAAUUUGACAUACUAUGUUGUUAUUAGACAAUAGACAUUAACUUAGGCUAUGUAUUAAAAAAGCUUUAUUCUUGGUAAAGUUGGGAUAUAAUUGUGUUUGGAUAAAAAUGCUUCAUUCAGUCAGUGAGACAGAUGACUUUUGUGCCAAAAUCGUCAGAUAAUGAGUUCUGUUGGCACGCCAGUCAGGGCAAGCAUAGUGUCGCAGAACACAAUUUAUUUGUAAAAUAUUCCAUUAUUAUGCUGUUAAAUGGAGACAGUUUCUAUACAACUCUUGGCUUUGUAGUAGUGUAGACAAUCAUUUGUGUUCAUAAGUUUUUGUUUUGUGUUAUUUCAAAGAAAUGGAGAUUUGCAACAUUCCUACCAUGUUUCACAUGCUUUUUAUGCUGAUUAUAGCUUUGCUUUAUCUUCAUCCCUGAGUAACAGAUUUUUCCACUUUGACUUUCCCCAACAGAAAAUCCUUUUAUUAAGAUGAAUUUGUCCCUGUGUUUUCCUACAUUCCUUAGUCCCACUCCAGGGUUUAAUUGUUAAUUGUCCUCUAGUUUCACUUUCCUUUUCCCACAGGGUGACCAAUAUCACUCAUUUUAUCAUAGUCUAUAGCAUAGUUCCAGGGAAAAUGUAUUAGCUAAUUUUUGUAGAUGUACUACUGCAAUUCAUUAAUUGAAUCUCAUCAUGUUUUUCUGUGAUGCAGAUUUAUUCAUACUGAAAUUAAAUUACAUGUAUAUUCACUAUUUUAUACUAUCUUAAUGUUUCUGUCUGUUUCUAAUUUAUGCUUAUAAAUUUGCUUAUUUAAUUAAUGCAUAGUGUAUCAUUGGUGUCUUACACCUGUUUUGCAAUGAUUUAUUUGCAGGUAUUUAAAUGUUUUACAUGCAGGUGCAAUUGCAGUAGUCCAAAUUUUUCUCUUGCCAUUGUGGGUGAUGAAUUAUAGGAUGAUUUUGUUCAGAUUUGUGGAAAAUGACCACUUGUUCACUGUGUACCUUAGUUCCUUUACAACUAUUGUACCUCUAGAACCCUGUUCAGUUUAACCCAGCAUUCUUUAUUUUAACAUUGGUAGGCAUUGCUUUAUUUUUUGUCAGGUUAACUUAAACCCUAUGUAGAAGUAACAUUAUUAAUCUGUAUUGUUAUUUGACAGUGAAAUGAGCUGUUCAUUUGCUAACAAUAUAAUGAGAUAUGUGUUGAACCAGCACUUCUAUUUUGGAUUUAUUAUCUGUUUGUUACCAGUUGUUUCAAUGAAAAAGACCUAUUUUAUGGAUAUUUUUUCACUUCUCUGUUAUUGAAUUGUAAAUAAAUAUCACAAUUUUUA
Saccostrea cuccullata (small rock oyster) is the source of this 4860-nucleotide messenger RNA. RefSeq names its product stromal interaction molecule 1-like. NCBI's taxonomy places the organism in Eukaryota, Metazoa, Mollusca, Bivalvia, Ostreida, Ostreidae. Bases 172 to 2325 code for a protein of 717 amino acids. Gene Ontology annotation, biological process: activation of store-operated calcium channel activity; store-operated calcium entry; intracellular calcium ion homeostasis. Gene Ontology annotation, molecular function: protein binding; calcium ion binding; calcium channel regulator activity. Gene Ontology annotation, cellular component: plasma membrane; endoplasmic reticulum. The transcript has 16 exons. The record is from RefSeq and is a predicted model, not a curated record.